Messenger RNA from Dicrocoelium dendriticum, 2391 nucleotides. The record is from the annotation of a GenBank genome assembly. NCBI's taxonomy places the organism in Eukaryota, Metazoa, Platyhelminthes, Trematoda, Plagiorchiida, Dicrocoeliidae.
AGUGUUUCGCAAAUAUACUUCUCGUCCGGUGCGUUGUCUUUUGACUCGCGUGGCGCAAUCUAAGAAGCUGCUAAGUCGAAUCCCUGAGGACACAACAGAUUCUGGCGACGGAGGUGUUACACAAUAAUGUCCAUUUCAUUUGAGCAGAUGCAGCAGCUUCUCCAUCAGCAGCAGCUCCAGUUCGAGAAAUCCCAGAGGCAAUUGUUCGAGUUAUUUGAGCAGAAGCUGAACGUUCAAUCUGAGCCCCAACCUGCUGGCACACCAUCUUCAGUAGACGCGGUGAUGACAGCAAUCACAGAGUUCGUUUUCAAUGAACCAAACGGAGUAACUUUUGAUUCCUGGUUCAAGAAAUAUGAAGAUAUUUUCCGUGUUGAGUUGGCGGCGCAAGAUGAUGCAUGGAAAGUUCGGUUGUUGCUGCGUAAACUUGGUGCAGUUGAGCAUGAACGCUAUAUCAAUUUUGUGUUGCCAAAGAAUCCAAGGGAUUUCCGCUUCGAUGAGACUGUGCAAAUCCUGACGUCCAUUUUCGGUGAGCAAGCAUCUUUGUUCAGUAUCCGUUAUAAUUGUUUAAAGUUGCUCAAACGUGAUAGCCAUGAUUUUAUAACACAUGCUGGAGUUGUGAACCGAGAGUGUGAACGUUUUAAACUCGGUACGAUGACACCUGAUCAGUUCAAAAGUCUCAUAUUUGUUUGCAGUCUUCAGUCUCAUGCCGAUGCUGAUGUGCGCACACGCAUCCUACACAAGUUAGAGCAGGAACCCCAUUUGACAUUACAGGACAUUGCUGCUGAAUGCCAGAGACUGAUUAACUUAAAGCAUGAUACCAAAAUGAUUGAAAAUGCUGACCCCAGGAGUGAACCACAGAUUUACCGCACGGCUGUUCGAGGUAAAAAUGUGAGCCAUAGAGUACCCAACCAGAAACCCCCGACCGCAUGCUGGAACUGUGGUGGAUGGCAUUUUGUGCGAUUCUGUACUUACAAGAAGCAUCUCUGUCAGAAGUGCAAACGUCUCGGUCACAAAGAAUCACACUGUCGCAAAACGUACGUUUCCAGGCCUGUGUCUACCCCACACUUGUACACGAACUCUAAAUCCCAAAAGACGUCGUUUCAGGGAGCAAAGACAAAAGUAGUUCUCGCGACCUGUCGCACAGAAUUUGCGGGCAAACGAAAGUACCUCACCGUCAAAAUUAACGAUGUUCCCAUAUCCUUGCAAAUAGAUACGGCAUCGGACAUUACCAUCAUUUCUCGAUCAUCAUGGACGAGACUCGGCAAACCUCCACUGAGGCGCACCAAUCUGACUGCCCAAAAUGCAUCCGGCGAACCACUGAGGUUAGAUGGUGAGUUCACAUGUGACAUUAAAUUCAAAGAUCUGAGCCUCCGUGGAACCAUCUACUUAGCUUCUUGUGUCAACAUUAAUCUUCUUGGCAUUGAUUGGAUUGAUAGAUUGAAUUUGUUCAAUGUACCACUGAAUAAUGUGUGUUCUGAAACGAACCUCAGGGUGCAUCAUACAGCCAUACCACCUAUUCCAAGUAAAACCAUUGCUGAACAGUUUCAGGCGAACAAGAUGCAGACAAAGAUUACUCUGUUACCUUGUGCUACACCAGUGUUUCGACCCAGGCGCCCGGUCUCGUAUGCAUCACCUCGUACAAAUUCGGAUAUGGAAGCCCAGUACAACAGACGGUACCGAGCACGGCGCAGAAAGUUCAGAGUUGGAAACGCAGUGUUUGCUGCCUCUCAUCGAGGGCAUCGAAUAAGCUGGAUACCAGGUCAAGUCGUGGGACGACGUGGCAAAGUAAUGUACGAUGUUCGCGUUGGUAGGCAAGUAUGGGUUCGUCAUGCCAACCAACUGCGACCGCGGUUUGCAAGGAUCCCAGAGACACGCGACCCCAAAGGAUUUGAUUUCAAUGAAUUGUUAUGCACUUUGCACCCAAGCACCUCGACCGGACAGGAUACGCAACUCGUGGAACGGACUGAAAGUGAACACCGACUAAGGCCACAACGGGUAAGAAGAUGCGUGCAACCCUUGCAGGUCGAUCCCCGAAGGAAAACCUAUACAACUACCGGUCUAACUAUUUCAACAAGGGGGAGGUGUUAGGUCAGACCAAAGUCAAAUGCGCACAGAAACGAAACAAAUUGACUUGUUCGGGAAGGUAAGUGCGCAAUUUCCCCAAGUAACCGUGUGCCUUGUAUCAGAACAGUCUCAGUUACAAGCAGACUAGUGCUUUCCUGUGUUGCAGAACAUUUGUUACUACCGCUUGUUUCAUACCACUCACACGUCCCGUGAUUCUUUGAGAUCGAUAAAUUCAAACUAGCACACAGCCGUGAUUUGAACUGUAAUCGGUGUGUUUUCAUUCCCACGUCGGCCCGUUCUGUGUUUUCGCAAAUAUACUUCUCGUCC